AUGCCAGCAAAGGAGACGUCUUUGUAUGGUAUCGAGAAGCAGCGCAAGCUCGCAGGCGGAAAAGAGAUAUCUUCCUCCACUAGCCUCUCCUUUACCUCUCAGCUCAGCUCCCUGAUCAACUCGGGAGGCUCGGGCGCGAAGUCAGCGACUGGGCGAUCCAAGUCGAGAAAGGAAGACAUCUUCGCCACUCACAACAGGAACACUGCGAAGCGCGCCAAGCGCGACCUCGAGGACUCAUCUGCCGUUGAACAGAAGCACACCCCCAAUGGCGAAGUGCUUGACAGUCGGCUAUGGGAGCGCAGCAAGAAGAAGAUGGAGGAGAAGGCAAGGUUGUAUGCUGCGAUGAAGCGAGGCGACGUGGAAGAUGCGGAUGAGCGCUAUGCGGUCGACUUUGACCGAAAGUGGGCGGAGACGGAAGAAACGGGCGACGAGGAGCUUGAGGAUGGUGAGGACGAUGCGGAGGAAGGACCACAGGACAUAGUAGAGUAUCUGGAUGAAUUUGGCCGAACACGACAGGGUACAGCGGCAGAAGCUGCGCGGGCUGAGCGCGCAAAGCGUGAUACAGAGCAGGCGAAGAAUGAUGGCUUCACCGCUCGACCGUCUGCGCCUACCAAUGUCAUUUACGGUGACACGAUCCAGCAUCAGGCUUUCGACCCAGAUGCGCCCAUUGCUGCCCAGAUGGAAGAGUUGGCGCGGAAACGGGACAAAUCGCUCACACCGCCGUCCGAGGAGCAUUUCGACUCGAAUCGAGAAGUCCGAACGAAAGGCACUGGCUUCUUCCAGUUCAGCGCUGAUGCUGAGGAACGCAAGCGGCAGAUGGAGAAUCUGGAGCGUGAAAGGGCUCAGACGGAAAAGGUGCGACAGGAGAGGGAGGCGAAGCUGGCGGAGCGCAAGAGACAGCUUGAAGCACGGAGAGCAGCGAUCAAUCAGCGACGAGGCAAGAGGAAGGCGGAUGACUUUCUUGAGCAGCUUGGUGAGGAACUCGGGAUGCGGCAGAGCCGAGAAGAUGCGAGUACCGAAAUGACUGAACGGAUUGAGGCUGCCGUGCAAGCUGAAGCGGACGAGACGUGA
Molecule: messenger RNA, 1071 nt
Organism: Baudoinia panamericana UAMH 10762
Lineage: Eukaryota; Fungi; Ascomycota; Dothideomycetes; Mycosphaerellales; Teratosphaeriaceae
Exons: 1
Coding region: 1-1071 (356 amino acids)
Cellular component (GO): nucleus
Source: RefSeq, a predicted model, not a curated record